This is a messenger RNA of Amphibalanus amphitrite, 2981 nucleotides long. RefSeq lists its product as uncharacterized. Gene Ontology annotation, molecular function: calcium ion binding. The transcript is spliced from 5 exons. NCBI's taxonomy places the organism in Eukaryota, Metazoa, Arthropoda, Thecostraca, Balanomorpha, Balanidae. The record is from RefSeq and is a predicted model, not a curated record. The coding region runs from base 491 to 2857 and encodes 788 amino acids.
CAACAAAUUCGAACUUAUCGCAAAAAAAACGAUGUAGAUCUUUAACGAUGCAGCCCUUUAAAAAUGUUCGGAAGAUUCCUGAAGCAAAAUUCACGUGAGCCUCGGCCAUAAUAGAUUUUAAGCAAUUUUAGCGCCUGACCUCCGAAGGGAACGUUAGUUACGACCGAAACAAUUUGGAAAUAAUGGUCUCGAAAUAUAAGAUCGUUUUAUCAUUGUUCGUGCAAACCAAUAAUUAUUGUCACAGCCCAUUAAAACGGUUUAAGCGUUGAAAUUUUUAUGAUAGGACUUGCACUUACGAUGAACCCAUCAAAUUACUAAGCAAGCUGUUUACAAAUCCUCAGAACCGUUUCAAGAUUAUCAAAAACGCUAUUGUUGGACCUUUUAUAAUUGGCGCCGUGUUAUCGUGACGAGUUGGCCCGUCUACCCCGCAGGCUGACAGGCGGCGCCGCGGGGGGUCGGCCGGCCCGACCCAUGCCGGCGAUGGCCGCCGAUGUUGAGCUGUAACAUGAUCAGCCGGCUGUGGAUCGUCAUGACCAUAGCAAUCAACAACGCCUACAUCGUCUCAGGCGAGCCCCGACGGUACCCACGGCGACUGCCGCGCUCCUGCGAGGCCCGCAACGUGGACAAUCCGUGCCAGAACGGCGGCCGGUGUCACGUGACCGUGUCGGCCGGCGACGCGGCCGAGCCGGCUCUGGUCACGUGUCGCUGCACACCGGCGUGGACCGGUGUCACGUGUGAGCUGGAACGGGACCCGUGCACUGAUGGCAGCGCCGUGUGCGGGCCGGGCUGGAGCUGUGUGCGCAACUCGUCCAACACGGCCGCCGGCUACGACUGCGGCUGCGGCGCCCGCUCCGGCUGGCAGCGGCUGGCCGACGGCCUGCCGCGCUGCGUCGAUAUCGACGAGUGCGCGCUGCUGGCGCCGGCCUGCUUCAACGGCGGCCAAUGUCGGAACCGGGCCGGCUCAUAUGAGUGCCUCUGCAAACCAGGGUUCACCGGCCGGCGCUGUGGCGAGUCGGACGGCUCGGACGGCUGGACCAACUGGGGUCUCUGGUCACCGUGCAGCAGCCGCUGCGGCCCCGGCACUCGCAGUCGCACCAGGCGGAGACUGUGUGCCGACUGCCGGCCGCGCCAGCAGCGGCAGCGGCAGCCGUGCCGCGGCCCCUGCUGGGCGGGCAGACCUCGUCCGUACACCCAGCGACCGCCGACCGCCCGGCACCGACCGACUACCUCCCGCCCCGCGCCGAGCAGGGUGAAGAGAGAGCUCGGGAGUCAGAAGGGAACGGUAGGACAGCUGGCAGACGGAACACAGCCGGCGGACGACCGUGAUAGUGUGGGUGGGAGUGAUGUGAUCCAAGUACAGCCAGCGGUGCCGGGGCAAGGGCUGGACCAACCGGGACCACCGAUAUCGGUGGAAGUAUCAGAACAAGUGGGACAAGCGAUACCAGAUGGAGUAUCAGAACAACUGCGACCAGUGAUACCAGAAGUAUCAGGACAGUUAGGACCAGCUAUAGCAGGAGAAUCAGAACAGCUGAGGCCAACGAUACCAGAACCGUCAGAACAGUUGAGACCGGCGAUAUCAGUGGGAGUAUCAGAGCAACUUGGACCGCUACCGGAGGGCGGACUGGACCAAUUAGGGCCAGCAGCAACACAGCAAGACCCUGACCAGCCGGGGUCAAGGAUACCAGGGGUUGUACCAGAUCAGCUAGGACCAGUACUACCAGAGGGCAGCCUAAACAAGCAAGUGUCGAUCACAGUCAACCACGGUGGAUCCGACCAAGAGCCUGCAUCCCCCGAAAGGAAAGCGCUGGACUACUUGGGACCGGUCCGAGCGGACGGUAACGUAUCGAGCACAAUAUUCCCAGGAGGGUCCGAUCGGACAGGGCACGAGACAUCAAACCGCACUGAGGACGCGGACGAAGCGGCGGCACACCAUAUGGAGGACGCGGACGAGGUACUGGUGCGCGGACUGGAGGCGGACGGACGUCAGGUGGACAGCGAGGUGUCGGCGUUUGAACACAUGGCCGAUAAGAUGGCAACAUUCGCCCGCGAUCUGGCCAGCCGCGCGGCCGCUACUGUGGGUCGACUCAGCCACCAGCACGAGGCGCUGCUGAGCAGCAUCGCCAACAGUUCCACUGUGCAGAAGGCGCAGCAUCGUGCCGAGGCGGCCCGCAGAGCCGCGGCCACCGCCAGGCGAGCCGCCGCGAACGAGACCAUUCGUCUGGGGGAGCUGCAGCAGCAGCAGCGUAAGGUAGCGGCGGCGCUGAGAGCUGCGGAGACAGCCGCCGGGCAGUGGAGGAAGGUGGAGGCCAGGGCGCGCCACGCGGUCCGGAGCGCGGAGCGACAGCUGGAGAAGGAGCAGGAGCGGACCCGGGAGGUGGCGCUGCCGAGCCGAGCCGCCGGCCAGGAGCGCACCGAGGAGCGCCGCAGACUCCAGGCCACCGUCCAGCGGCUGGAGACGCUGCUGGAGCGACAGCGGAACAUCACGGAGCGGCUGCGGCAGCGGGCGGCGGCGGCGAGCGCGCGCGCCGGCCGGGCCACCCGCCAGUCGGCGCUGGUGGCCGAGCGGCGGCGUCAGGUGCCCGUGGAGCAGGCGGCCGCCCGCCGCAGCUACGCCGAGCUGAAUGAGCUGCGCCUGGCGGCGGCACGGCGCCGCGCGCACCAGGCGCUGCUGCGCGCUGACGCCAGCGUGGCGGAUCAGCAGGAGCUGCUGGGCCGGGCAGCGGCAGCGGCCACCCAGCCGCCCCGGCAGCGCUGGCGGCCGCCGCUGCCGGAGCCGCCCGCUCCCGUGCUGCGGCUGAGAGUGGUCGUGCCUGAGGAGGAACAGGAGACCACCACACGACCCUCUAUUCUACUGUAAGUGAGCAGCUUGUGCGGCUUGGCGUCGAGUAUGUCCGAACAAUCACCAGAUGAACUGUGUAGCGUCAAUUGAUUGCAUGCCACAUCGACUGCACUGUGUUCCCAAUAUAAUCGUUGCUUGUUUA